CUGCGAAUACCCACCCCCAUUCACCCGGACCGGUCCGUUUAGACCGCCUUAAUCUCUCAACUUCUCUUGCUCCAUUCAAAAAGCCCCCCGAUGCAGAAAAGCCAAGAAACCUAACGGAGCCUCCACCACUCUCUCUCUCUCUCCUUCUUCGGGUCACCUCCAAACCCCGAACCCGGGAAUCUGCCAUGGCAUACCAACCUCGAGCUCCGGAUCACAGCAGCGCCACCGAUGAGAAUAGCCGGAAUCGACGCCUCUACAAUCCCUACCAAGACUUGAAUCUUCCCACACAAACUCUGUACAAUCUGCCGACCUCCCCGGAGUUCCUCUUCCAGGAGGAAUCCCUCGCACAGCGCCGAUCUUGGGGCGAGAACUUGACCUACUAUACAGGGAUUGGCUACCUAGCCGGCGCGACGGCCGGCGCCGCCAAGGGUUUUGCCACCGGCAUGAAGUCUAUUGAGCCGACCGACACGCUGAAGUUGAAAAUCAAUCGAAUCCUCAACGGGUCUGGGCACACGGGCCGACAGAUCGGUAACCGGUGCGGGGUGAUCGGGUUGAUGUACGCGGGACUCGAGAGCGGUAUGGUUGCUGUUAGGGAUACGGAUGACGUCAUCAACAGCGUGGUGGCUGGGUUGGGGACUGGAGCUCUUUAUAAGGCGGCGGCGGGUCCGAGAUCGGCCGCGGUGGCGGGGGCGAUUGGCGGGGUGCUUGUGGGGCUUGCGGUCACUGGCAAACAAGUUUUGAAAAGAUAUGUGCCGAUUUGAGUAACUUCUUGGAUUUUGAUUUUGCUUUUCUUUGGUUUUCUGCUGAUCCAUUUGUCAAUGAAUUAACAAUGUUUCGAUCAUUGGAGGUGCAAUUUUGAUGAUUGUUUAGCUGCUGUGGCGCUGAAACUUGAGUUUGUAGUGUGUAGGCAUGAGAGUUUCGUGCUUUGCUGUCUGUUAGUAUAUAAUAUCAAUACUCCUUCAUGGUUAUCUGGUGGAAUGUAAUUCUCAGGUAGUUUAGUGGAAGACGUAGAUUUCCCAAUAAUUUCAGGAAAACCUUGAUCACGGCAUUCUUGAUUAUUGUCUAAAGAAUUAUACUUCCAAUUGUUCGUCGUUUUUACUGUUCUUUCCAAUGGUGUUCCUUUUGUUGAAUUGAUGAAUUCUUUCCUGCUGUC
This is a messenger RNA of Sesamum indicum (sesame), 1153 nucleotides long. RefSeq names its product mitochondrial import inner membrane translocase subunit TIM23-1-like. Lineage: Eukaryota; Viridiplantae; Streptophyta; Magnoliopsida; Lamiales; Pedaliaceae. Gene Ontology annotation, molecular function: transmembrane protein transporter activity. The record is from RefSeq and is a predicted model, not a curated record. Gene Ontology annotation, biological process: protein import into mitochondrial matrix. Gene Ontology annotation, cellular component: TIM23 mitochondrial import inner membrane translocase complex.